This is a messenger RNA of Telopea speciosissima, 1158 nucleotides long. RefSeq names its product zinc-finger homeodomain protein 7-like. Gene Ontology annotation, molecular function: transcription cis-regulatory region binding; DNA-binding transcription factor activity. The transcript has a single exon. The record is from RefSeq and is a predicted model, not a curated record. Lineage: Eukaryota; Viridiplantae; Streptophyta; Magnoliopsida; Proteales; Proteaceae. Gene Ontology annotation, biological process: regulation of developmental process; regulation of DNA-templated transcription. Gene Ontology annotation, cellular component: nucleus. The coding region runs from base 1 to 1158 and encodes 385 amino acids.
AUGGAAGGUGGAAAGAACUCCACCAUGGAGAUGUUUUACUACGGUGAGUGCAUGAAGAAUCACAAGAUCUCUUCCGGCAAAAUUGUAACAGACGGCUGCUGCGAAUUCUGGCCAAUAAACGACACACCGGACUCACUACUUUGCUCGGUUUGCGGCUGCCACCGAAAUUUUCACAAGAGAACUCUCUUCAUUUGUUCCUCAGAACGGAUAGAAGAGCCGGCAUCGGCGCAGCCAGUGGUGUCUCCGGCGCUGCCAGUUAUACCUCCGGUGCAGCCAGUGGUGUCUCCAGCGCAACCAGUGGUGUCUCCGGUGCAGCCAAAUGUGAGGUCGGAUGAAAGAAAGCGACGAGGGAAGCAGCCAAUGGUGCCUCCAGUGCUGCCAGAGGGGCCUCCGGUACAGUCAGAGGUGCCUCCAGUGCAGCCAGAGGUGCCAUCGGAUGAAAGAAAACGACGAGGGAAGCAGCCAGUGGUGGCUCCGGUGCAGCCAGAGGUGAGAUCGGAUGAAAGAAAGCGACGAGGGAAGCAGCCACUGGAGCCUCCAGUGCAGCCAGAGGUGCGAUCAGAAGAAAGAAAGCGCCGAGGGAAGCAGCCAGUGGUGCCUCCAUUGCAGGCAGAAAUGCCUCCAGUACAGGCAGAGGAGGCAACGGAAGAAAGAAAGCGGCGACGGAGGCAAGAGGAGGAUGAGAGUAGGAGGCCGUUAAGAAUAGUGAUGGCUUUACGGGCAGUCCCUAAGCCGGUGGUGUAUGACGUGGAGCCACUGGCAAUGAUUCCACCAGGGGAGGAGUUCCCGGUAUAUGAUUGGAUGAAGAAGACAAGGGUGAGGUUCAACGAUGUUCAGAAAGAGAGAAUGCGUGGUUUUGCUGAAGAUUUGGGAUGGAAAAUGGUUAAGGAGAGAAGUAGUGAGAUUGAUCGAUUCUGCGAUGAGAUUAGGGUUCCAAGGAACACUUUCAAGAUUUGGAUGAAUAACCAUAAGAAUAAUAAUAAUAAUAAUAAUAAUAAUUCCUCUAUGGUUGCUUCCACUUCCCUGGCUCCUCCUGGACCGGCUGAUGUGGAGAACCAGGACAUUGCUUCCUCAUCCAUGCCUCCUGCUGAACCACCUGAACCUGAUGAAACUUACAAUGACGAAGAUAAUGCUUCCUCUCCUGAGUCCCAAAAUUGA